Molecule: messenger RNA, 2709 nt
Organism: Clonostachys solani
Lineage: Eukaryota; Fungi; Ascomycota; Sordariomycetes; Hypocreales; Bionectriaceae
Source: the annotation of a GenBank genome assembly
AUGACCAUAUUUAGCGCCAUUCUGCUCCUGGCCCUGAGCGGCUCAGUCCUCGCCGACUACCCAAGCCAGCAGGUCUUGACCCGACAAUGCCGGCCGGCGCAGACUUACAAAGCAGAGACAAGCUACAACGCAUGUUAUGCGGAUGCCAGCUACUCCUCGCGCACGCUCACUGGCAUUGAGAUUGAGCUGCCCCGAAACGCCCCGCAGCCGUGCGCUGACAUCUGCGGACGGUUCGGGUACAAGUAUGCGGGCGUGAAGAAGGGCAGCCAGUGUUUUUGUGGCAACCAGAUCAAAGAUACAAAGGCCGAAGAAUCCUCUUGCUACGUGGAAUGCCCGGGCGAUCCCCAGCAGACUUGCGGCGGAGAGGCUGGGACUGGCUCCUCUCAUGUCUCAAUAAGCAUCUGGAAUGUCAUCAACCCACGAGACGCCGAGAAGAAAUCAGUCCACUUCCCUGACUGCACCCGCGAACCUCUGUGCUCAAACAGGGUUUGCGACACAAGCUUGUCUGCCAAAGAGCGAGCUGCUGCACUGAUAUCUUUGUGGACGCCCGAAGAAAAGAUUGGGAAUCUCGUUGAGAAGGCGCUUGGUGUUCCCAGACUCGGCAUCAAACCGUACAACUGGUGGUCUGAAGGACUCCACGGCCUGGCUACUGCAGGAGUCGACUACAACUCUCCAGGAUCGGGGGAGUGGGAUUGCGCCACGUCGUUUCCCCAGCCCAUUCUGAUCGGAGCUGCCUUUGAUGAUGAUCUGGUGACGGAGAUUGCUGAUGUCAUUAGCACGGAGACCAGAGCCUACAGCGCUGCUGGAAGGGUUGGCCUUGACUUAUACACGCCCAAUAUCAACUCGUUCAAGGACCCUCGAUGGGGCCGCGGACAAGAGACGCCGGGAGAGGAUCCCUUCCAUCUGCAGAGCUACACCCGUGCUCUCCUCACAGGGCUAGAGAGGAAAGUCGGAGGCUACAAAAAGGUCCUGGCCACCUGCAAGCAUUUCGCAGCCAACGACUUCGAAGCUGUCGGGAACAUCACCAGGCACAACUUCAACGCCAUCAUCGGCCCGCAGGAUCUCAACGAGUUCUACCUGUCUCCCUUCCGGACAUGCGCCGAGCGGGAUGUCGGCGCCUUCAUGUGCAGUUACAACUCUGUCAACGGCGCCCCCGCCUGCGCAAAUAGCUAUCUCAUGGAGGAGAUCCUCCGGGAGCACUGGGGCUGGGAGGCCGAUGAGCACUACAUCUCCACCGACUGUGGUGUCGUGGAUAAUAUUUUCAAGGAUCACAAGUAUACAGACUCUUUGGGUGCUGCCGCCGCUGUUUCCCUCAAGGCUGGUGUUGACCUCGAGUGCUCUGAUGGGAACAUAACUGCGUUGACUGAAGCAUGGAAUAACGACCUGAUCAAUGGGGCGGAUAUGGAUAAGGCCUUGAUUAGGCUGUGGGCGUCGCUGAUUUCGGUGGGCUGGUUCGAUCCUUCCGACAAACAGGAGCUGAGGAAGCUCACUUUCAAGGAUGUCAACACCGAAACGGCCCAGAAGCUCGCCUAUGAUGUGGCAGUUGCUGGUAUCGUGUUGAUCAAGAACCAUGACCACCAUCUUCCCCUGCACAAGGGAAGCGGCAAGGUCGCAAUCAUUGGUCCCUGGGCAGAGGCAACGAUCCAGAUGUUGGGCAACUAUGCCGGUCCAGCGCCCUACAUCAUCUCCAUACUUCAAGCCGCAAACGAGAUGGGCCUCGAUUACAGUUGGGCGAAGGGGUCGGGUAUCAAUGCCCCAGAUGAUACGCUCGACGAAGCCAUCCAAAAGGCUACGGAAGCUGACGAGAUAAUCUUCAUAGGAGGAAUUGACAACACCAUCGAGGAUGAGAAUAGAGACAGACUGAACAUCACGUGGCCCGAGCCUCAGCUGGAUAUACUCCGCAAGCUGAGCAGCCUCAACAAGCCUAUCACUGUUGUUCAAUUUGGCGCCGGCCAGCUUGACGGUACGGAGCUCUUGGGAAGCAAGACUGUCAAAUCUAUCCUCUGGGCUGGGUACCCAGGACAAUCAGGUGGAAAGGCGGUACUUGACAUAUUGUACGGAGUUGCGGCGCCUGCUGGUCGGCUGCCGGUCACGCAGUAUCCGGCAAAGUACGUGGAUGAGGUGGCAGUCACUGAUAUGACCCUCCGGCCAAGGCAGAGCGGGACCAACCCGGGACGGACACACAUGUGGUAUACAGGCAAGGCUCCAGCUCCAUUCGGCCACGGUCUUCAUUACACGGACUUCCAGGUCUCGCUCGAGAAGAAAGCCAUCUGGGCCGACGCGCUCACGACAGCUCCUCCCAACGUCGCUCAAGUGAAGUCGCUUAUUGCCGACCUGCCCUGGAUGCACGCCAUCAACCAAGGGAUGAUCAAGAUUGUAGUCAAAGUGAAGAACAUUGGCAAUGUCGAGUCAGAUUACGUCGCGCUGCUGUUUAUGCGCAGCGAGGUAGGCCCGAAGCCGAACCCACUCAAGACUCUUGCCGGGUACACUCGAAUCAAGGCCAUUCGCCCCGGCGAGGAGAAGCAAGCUGAGAUCAUCCUGCAGCUGGGGCGGUUCCUUCGCGUGGAGGAGAAUGGCGACCAAGUGCUGUACCCCGGGACCUAUGAGCUGUUUGUCGAUGUUGACGGGAAAGCGAGCGUGGACAUUGAGUGGAAGGGAGAGGAUCCUGUGACUGUCGAGUACUUCCCAGAACUAUGGAUCGCGCCCUAG